Messenger RNA from Hermetia illucens (black soldier fly), 1448 nucleotides. RefSeq names its product odorant receptor 33b-like. Lineage: Eukaryota; Metazoa; Arthropoda; Insecta; Diptera; Stratiomyidae. Gene Ontology annotation, biological process: detection of chemical stimulus involved in sensory perception of smell; sensory perception of smell. The record is from RefSeq and is a predicted model, not a curated record. Gene Ontology annotation, molecular function: odorant binding; olfactory receptor activity. Gene Ontology annotation, cellular component: plasma membrane. Bases 59 to 1198 code for a protein of 379 amino acids. The transcript is spliced from 4 exons.
UGUUAGAGUUGUAUUCAAAGAAAGUUGGAAGAAAGUUCCUUUGGUAUAUUUUCCUUAAAUGUAUCUUCCUGACUUCAGUACUUACAGAAUGGGAAAUCUUGGUACUUAUCGCGGUUUGAAGCAAAUUCACUUGGUUUGGAGAAUUUUGUGUCUAGCUCCCUGGACCAAAUUCCAUAAGUGUUAUUAUAUUUGUAUGAGUAUAAUUUUGGGCUUCAAUAUGUUCUUAAUGUCAACGAUAAUCCUGGAUGUUGUAUUCUGUGGAAACUUUAGGUGUGCUUUUAACAAUGUGACAUAUUACCUCGCUCUCGUAUGCAAAGUCAUUCAAUAUUUGGUGAUGCUUUUGGUUCAAAAGAAGCUCUUUCAAGUGGACAGACUAUUUCAUAUCCUAGAUGAACAUGUGGUUUUACCGGAAGAUCAAGUAGUGGCAAAUAAAGCAAUUGAAAAAGGCCAGCGAAUACUCAAGUAUUUCUUGAGUGCUUGCCUACUUUCCGUAUAUUGCAAAAUAGUGGGAUUGCUUUUCACUUCAGGCCAGGUACCUAUAUUACCGUUAUGGUCUCCAUUUGAAGACUACUUCGUUAUAAAAUUGCUGUAUGAUUCUACCAUUGGACACUUGAUAAUACUUCAAACUAUUGCCAACGACAUGUACGCACCAAUUUGUUUUCUAUUGUUGAACGCACAUUUGAAAAUUCUAUCUCAGCAAUUAUUGCGUGCAGGUUGUGGAGAACAGGAAUAUCCUACUCAAUCAAAUAUAUCCACCCUUGUUAAAUGCCACGUCACCAUUUUGAAGAUUUAUAAAAUUUUAGAUGAAACUAUCCCGAAAAUGUUCUUUGUGGUACUUCUGAUUGCUAGUAUUCUACUCUGCAUUUCAAUUACAUCUAUAAUUACAAACAGUCUGGAACCCUCGGACAUAAUAUUUACUGUGGGAUUAACUUCCAUACUCAUGUUUCAAAUAUUACCAAUUUGCGUUCUGGCUCAUCAAUUUCAAUCGUUGAGUGAGGAAGUUGCAGAUGCGGCAUACGCCAGUAAUUGGCCUGACCAGGAUCGUGCCUUCAGACGUGCAAUACUUUUAAUUAUACAGAGGGCACAAAACUGCAAACCGAUUGUAGUGUGCGGAAUAGUGCCGAUAAAUUUGCCGACUUUUCUCAGUAUUGUACGGUGCGCCUACUCUUUCUCGGCAAUUUAUAGUAUGAUGAAUUAGUUAAAAUUUGAAGAAGACAUCAUUGAUAUUACCCUGGUAUACGAUUGCACAUCACUUGAAUUUAAAGUUUAUAGAUAUUUGCUGUAAUUAACACUUAUAAAAAUUGUUGAAUUAUUCCGCAUUAACAUUCGUAAAUUAUUCGAGUUGCUUAUAUAUUUGCAAAUAAAAUCUUCAAAAAUUAUUUCAGGCGAUCCUCUUAAUAUUCCAUAUCACCCUUCGUAAGUAAGGGACUCCAGACAUCCCAGUUUUG